Ostreococcus tauri is the source of this 1167-nucleotide messenger RNA. Its product is annotated as U2 snRNP auxilliary factor, large subunit,splicing factor. The coding region runs from base 1 to 1167 and encodes 388 amino acids. Gene Ontology annotation, cellular component: commitment complex; nucleus; nuclear speck. Gene Ontology annotation, molecular function: poly-pyrimidine tract binding; pre-mRNA 3'-splice site binding. NCBI's taxonomy places the organism in Eukaryota, Viridiplantae, Chlorophyta, Mamiellophyceae, Mamiellales, Bathycoccaceae. The transcript has a single exon. The record is from RefSeq and is a predicted model, not a curated record. Gene Ontology annotation, biological process: mRNA processing.
AUGUCCCCGGGUCCGUACGAGCGCAGACCGAGGAUGCGAGCGACUUUGUUCGACGUCUAUCCGGAGGGCGUGGACCCGAAGAACCUCCCGUCCGCGGGGGCGGGGUACGGGCCGCCGCCCGGGAUGGGAUUCUCGAGCGCGGCGAUCACGGCGCAGACGACGCGACACGCUCGACGCAUCUACCUCGGUGGAUGUCCGACAAUGGCGAACGAACAAGAGUUGUCGAGCUUUUUUAACGACGCCCUCGUCGCGGUGGGUGGAACGACGAGCGAAGAGGCGCCGGUGGUGAACGUGUACAUCAACCUGGAGAAGAAGUUUGCCUUCGUCGAGUUUAGGAGCGUCGAGGAGUGCUCGAACGCGUUGGCGCUGGACGGGGUGAUGAUUCAGGGCGAACCGGUACGGAUUCGACGCCCGAACGAUUAUAACCCCCAGAUCGCGCAGGGAUUAGGGCCGUCGACGCCGAACCCAAAGCUCAAUCUGCAAGCCAUCGGUUUGGAUCCGAGCGCGCUCGCGCGGUCCGCGACGACGAACAUUUUACAGGAGGAUCCGAAUCGCAUCUUCAUAGGCGGUCUACCGUAUUACCUGGAGGAGCCGCAAGUUCGAGAGCUCUUGGAGGCGUUCGGGCCGAUCGCGCGGUUUGAUUUAGUGCGCGACAAGGAGAACGGGAACAGCAAGGGGUACGGGUUCGUCGUGUACCAAGACGCCGCAGUGACGGACAUUGCGUGCCAAGGUUUGAACGGCAUGCAAAUGGGCGAGAAGACACUCACGGUUCGACGGGCCGAGCAGGGGCGGACUGAUCUCAUCGGUGGUCAGGUUUCCGUGCCGCCACCGCCGGCGAUCGCACCGGCGAAUCCGCCCUCAGAGGUUGUCUCAUUCACGAACAUGGGCAUCACCGAGGAGGAACUCGCGGACGACGAAGAGUUUGAGAAUAUCAUGGAAGACAUGAACGAGGAGUGUGGGAAGUACGGUAAGAUCAUCUCCGUGGUAAUUCCUAGGCCAAGCAAGAGCGGCGAGUCCGUGACUGGGAUCGGAAAAGUAUUUGUGCGUUACGAAUCCGUCGAGGACGCGACCAAGGCGAGAGACGCUCUGAAUGGACGAAGGUUCGGCGGGAACAGUGUCGUCGCAGAUUUCAUCGAUAUCGAGUCCUUUGCUUCGCAAACUUUCUGA